Molecule: messenger RNA, 3789 nt
Organism: Monoraphidium neglectum
Lineage: Eukaryota; Viridiplantae; Chlorophyta; Chlorophyceae; Sphaeropleales; Selenastraceae
Exons: 3
Coding region: 1-3789 (1262 amino acids)
Source: RefSeq, a predicted model, not a curated record
AUGCCCAGCCCAGCGCCCCAGGCUGCCGGCGCGCUGCGUUUGCCUUUGGUGCAGGUGCUCGUAUGCACACCUGUGCGUCACAGGCCGGGCCCUGCCUGGUGCCGAGCCCACGCGGAGGCAGUGGCGCCACAGCCCGAGUCCACGCACGAGGCCCUGGCGCUGCCCGCAGCCGCCGGCAGCACGCAGCCUCGGGACAAGCGGCAGGCGCGAUGGGAAAGGCAGCGCGCUGCAGGCAAGCAGAAACAGCACCUGGAGCAGCAGCACCAGCAGCAGACCGCAGGCGCACAGGAGCAGAAGCAACGGCACCAGCAGCAGCAACAGCCGGAGGCUGCGCAAUCGCUCCAGCGACUGCAGCAAGCAGCGGUCCCCUGGGCAGCGAGUCCAGCUGCCGCAGCUGUGGCGGCCGCGGCGGUGGCCGCAGUCUGCGCCGGCCGCUACGUAGUACCGCUCGCUGCCAAGUGGGCCGCGGGGCGUGAGGCAGGUGCCAGCGCAGCAAGGGGCCCGCUGGCGCAGCCGCCAUUGGCAGGUGGGGCUGUGAGCGAUCGCAGCUCCGGGGCUGCCAUGCAGAUCGCAGCAGCCGCGCCCGCGCGCCGUCCGCAGGCGCCCGCUGCGGGCCCUGCGGAUGCAGCCCCCCUGCCUCGCGGGUGGUGGCGGGCGCUGCCGCGCGUCCACUAUGUCAACUUUGGCGGCGCCCACGGCCUGCUGCCACGCGUGGCGCUCGACCCUCGGCGCCCCGCGCGCCAGCACCUGGUGGCAUUUGAGGACGCGGCUGACGCCGACUACGUGGCCGGCUGCCUGCGCGACGCAUUGGCAGAGGGGCCCGCGCCCGUCGGCGUCAGUAGCGGCGGCGGGGACGACGCGGCUGCCGCGGUGGCGCUGCAGGCCGCGGUGCGUGGGGGCCUGCGGCCGCGGGUAGUGGGGUCAUCCCCGCUGCUGCUGGAGGAUGUUGCGGCGCUGCAGGGCGCUGAGGUGGACGUGCUGCCGCGCGGGCGCAUACGCCACGGCGCAGGCAUGGGGCUCGAGGCUCUGGCGGCGCUGCUGCAGGAGGAGCUUGUGGGGGGAGGCGGCGCCGGCGCGGGCGGCGGCGCGGGCACACCAGGCGCGCCACGGUCCCCAACGCCUCGUGCGGCGUCCCCGGCAGCUGCUGCCCCCGAGCUCACCAACGUCUCUGGCCCCGGCAGCGCUGUCAUCGGCAGCGGCCCGGCGCCUCCUGCCAGCGGCGGCUUUGUUCCUGUGAGCACCGACCUGCCCGACCUCCUGCUGCGCUCUCUGCAGUCACUGCCUGGCAGCAUGGCGGCGGCCGCCGCGGCCGUGGCAGAGGUGGGGGCCACACCACCGCCACAGCCACGGCCACAGCCACAGCCACAGCCACAGCCACGUCCUCAGCAGCCGCUGUCCCAGCAAGUGGAGGCGGCCGGAGCUGCGGAGGCGGAGGGUUCUGCUGAGCCGUGGGGCUCUGCGAGCCCGGCCGGGGCAAAGGCCGACCUGCCAGGCAGCGCGCAAGUUUCAGGCACAGGCUUGGAGCAGGCGCAGGCGCAGCUGGAGCAGCAGCCCCACGAGCGCAUGGGCGCGGGUGUGGGGCAGGCUCCUGGCCCGAGCGCACUCAGCAGCAUGCCGCCCGCCGAAGCCGCCAGUGACAGCAGCGGUGGAGUCGCGCCCGCGCCUCGAGUUGAGGCCCCCACCAAUGCGGCGAUGAAACGCGCCCUUGGCCUCUUGAGUCCAACAUUUGGCAAGACACCUCAGGAAAUCUCGGCGAUGCAGCAGGACCUGCUGUCGGAGUUCUAUCAGCUGGAGGACGCCUGGCAGGAGGGGGAGGGCGGACGGGACGACAACGAGUGGUGGCUGGACAGCAAGGGCACGGGAGAGGAGCAGCAGCAGCAGCAGCAGCAGCGGCAGCAGCAGCAGCAGCAGCAGCAGCAACAGCGGCAGCAACAGCAGCAACAGCAGCAGCAGCAGCAGCAGCAGCAGCAGCAGCAGCAGCCACCGAGCGGCGCCCGCAGCUCGCCUGGUCCCCAGCGCUGGCCCGCGAGUGGCCCAUCAGGUGUUGAUGGCGGUGGCCUGGGCGCGGAGGUGUCUCUGCUGGAGCAGCAGCUGGGGGCGGUGCUGAAGCAGCAGCGUGAGGAGGAGGAGGGAGGCAGUGGCAGCUUGGGCUCCGGUGGCCGGGCCGCUGCACCCGGCCUGGGCAGCGCAGCACGCGGCCUGCGUUCCGUGCACUCCCAGCUGCAGGCGCUGCAGCGCCGUGUGGGCGACCACGUGGCCUCCCUCAGCAGUGUGGAGGCCCUGGAUGCGGCCGGGCUGGUGGCGCCUGACGGCACCGUGGACAGGCGCGCAGGGCUGGGUGCCAUGGUGAAGCUGCAGGACACACUGGACGGCCUGAAACAGCUGCAGCGCCAGAUGGAGGUCGCGGCCGCAGCGGCCGGCAUGGAGCUGCCAGAGGAUGGCCCACGGGCGUCUGACAAGAUGCGGCGGGCCCUGGGUGUGACGCCGGAGGACGAGGCCAACAUGCAGCGUGACAUAGCGGAUGCCAGGGCUGCAGCCGUGUCCGGCGCGGCAGGUGCCAUCAGCGGGACGGCCAGCCGAAGCCAAACAGGCGGCCGCAGCAGCGCCAGAAGCGACGGCCCUGGGUUCAGCUGGCAGAGCAGCGGCGCGGAAGGCAAGCCGCAGCCAGUGCUCUCCGCUGUUGACAUUGCUGCAGAGGAGGUGGGAGAAGCACCCCCGCUCUCUCAGACGGCACAGCAGCCGCAGCAAGUCGAUCGUGCGCAGGCCAGCACCACCACCCCCACCAGCAGCAGCACCACCAGCACCACGAGCAGCAGCAGCAAUAGCAAUGUUGGCGGUGCAGAGGGUAGCCAGCGCGAAUGGGGCUCCUGGGCCCGCAACAACCGCGCGGCUCGUGCUGGCGGCUCCAUGUCGGCCCGCUCCCAAGCCCGCACUGGCACCAAUGGCAGCGGCAGCGGCUCGGCACCUGGCGCCAGGCCCGACGUAGCAUCGCCUAGCCGCCAGGCCGCCUCUCGUGGCGGCGCGGCCGCCGCGGGGGGUCCCGUGGUGACGGGGGACGGUGCCACCAUUUUGAGCAAGCGCGUUGGCAGCAGCCGCGCCCCUCGGCCGCCCACUGACCCGCGCGUGCGGCAGGACAGCGUGCGCGAGGCCCUGCGGGUGGCGGCCGAUGACUGGCAGGCCGCUGCCUCCGCACCCAGCAGCAGCAGCACCACCAGCAGCAGCAGCCUUGCCAGCAGCGGCGAUCCGGAAUUGGUGCCGUCCGAGCUGCUGGGCGGCUCCUUUGGGCGUGGCGAGCAGCCUUGGUGGCAGCGGCGCUUCUCUGCGCUGUACCUGCCUACCCUGGGGUACCCUGAUGGCUCUGUCGGCUUUGUGCAGGCAGACGUGUCGCUCAAGGCGGGGGUGCGGGACGUGCGCGUGCUGACCUUUGAGGACCGCCACGACUGCAUGCACUGCCUCACGGUGAUGCGCGAGUGGCCAGAGGCGCAGGGCUGCCUCCUGUCCCUGGGCGCCAUGCAGACGGCCACCCUGGAGCGCGACAUUCGCGAGGCCUGGCUGGAGCAGCGCAGGCAGGUACAGGACCGCCGCUGGGCUGACGAGGCAGCGGGGCGCGGCGCCGCAGCGGGGCCAGAGCUCCCGGGGCCGUCCCCGCCCAGCGGCCUGGUUGUGUUCCGGCGAGGCAAGCUGCCGCUGCGCGUGGGCAUGCAGCAGGAGGAAUUCAUGCAGCUGGUUGUGUACCAGGCUGCGGCUCAGGGCGCGCUGGGCCGCGUGGGCUACGACUUUGACGACUGA